Messenger RNA from Cydia amplana, 2764 nucleotides. RefSeq names its product dnaJ homolog subfamily C member 16 (gene l(3)80Fg). Lineage: Eukaryota; Metazoa; Arthropoda; Insecta; Lepidoptera; Tortricidae. The transcript is spliced from 14 exons. The coding region runs from base 293 to 2692 and encodes 799 amino acids. The record is from RefSeq and is a predicted model, not a curated record.
AAUCGCAUUGCAGUCAUUGCACUCUGCAGGAAAUUUAAGAAACUAAACGAUCUUGUCUAUGGUCAACCCCGAUUGACAUUUUAUAAUUUUCGCGAGAUUUUCCCAAUUCUACAAAUUUGCAGCCAUCUGUGUUCUAUUUUAAGACUAAUGACUGAUAAGAGUUUCAUGAAUUCCUCUGUUAUUUUCUGGUGUGUCAUGUGUAUAGUCAGCGUGUGUAAAUCGUCGGUAUGAGAGUUCUAUGAAUAGUGUGGAGGUAGCUUCCUGAGGGUUGUGGUUGGGACAGUUUGGUAAUAUGCAAUGGAUAUACAAGGGGUGGAAGAGGCGAUGGCUGUGGGUGCUGUUAGUGGCAGCGUUGUGCCCGCUGGUCUUAGCCCAGAAGAUCGGUGACCCGUACGAGAUCCUUGGGAUCUCCCGCCGAGCGACACUGGUGGAAAUUCGCAAAGCGUACAGGCAAAAAGCUAAGGAAUGGCAUCCUGACAAAAAUCUUCACCCAAACGCGGAGUCUCGCUUUGUGGAAAUCAAGCAGGCGUAUGAGCUGCUCUCGGACACAGAGCGACGGCAAGCCUAUGACCAGUAUGGCAUUACAAAUGAAGACGAACACCUCUACAAGCAGAGACAUGAUUACAGUACAUAUGCUCGGUUCAGCACUGACCCAUUUGAAGAGUUCUUCGGAAACCACUUCAGAACUCAAGACCAAGACAUCACAUUAUUUCAUAAGCUUUCAGUCACUGCUAAGCAUUUCGAAAACAACAUAAUGGAGAAAUCAGUCCACACUCCAGCCCUAGUCCUCUUUUACACCGACUGGUGUUUCGACUGCGUGCGAGCGGCGGCCUUCUGGAGGAGACUAGUCGAAGCGUUACAGCCUCUCGGUGUGACAGCGGCCACAGUGCACGCCGGGCAUGAGUCGAGCUUGGUUAGGAGAAUAGGCGUGCACGGGGUGCCGUGCCUUACGCUGGUUCUUCAACAACAUGUCUACAUUUAUAAGGAAAGCCUCAGCUCCAUGCCAAAGAUAUUGGAAUGGAUCCGCUGGAAGUUUCCCUACAAGCUUGUUCCCCGAGUGACUGACUCCUCCCUGACCAGCUGGCUUGGAGACUUUGAAGAUAACAAGGUCAAGGCCCUGAUCUUCGAGGAACAGCCCACCAUGCGCCUAAGAUAUCUACUGACUGCAUUCCAUUAUAGGGACCGGGUUUCUUUCGGUUUCGUCGCAAUGACAGCGCGUGACUCCACCAACGUAACCGCCCGCUACAAAGUCCAGCGGCACAUCGACACCAUGGUGCUUUUAAAAGAGGACAGCCCAGAACCGGCGGCUACAGUCAGCACCACAGAAAUACCGACGAAGACGCUGCGAGAACUGAUAGAAGCUAAUCAGCUGCUGACACUACCGAGAUUAUCGUCGCAGGCGGUCCUAGAGCACGUAUGCCCCGUGGAAUGGCGGCCCAACCGCCGCCGCCUGUGCUGCGUGCUGCUGUGCUCAGCCGGCGCGGCGGCCGACGCGGCGCGCUCAGAGUUAAGGCGGUUGGCGAGAACGGCGCCUGAGAGGCUACACUACGCAUAUAUCUAUAUGCACGCGCAGCCUAACUUCGUGCAGGCGCUGGCUAAUGGGUCAGGCAGCGACACAUCCCAAAUGGAGCAUCGAGUAGUCAUCCUAUGGCGACGCGAAACCACACGCAUUCAAUACGAAUGGCUUAACGAGACCUGGCCCGUGUGUUCCAACGGGCAUUGUGACGACUUCAGCGAACCGACCAACGUGGUGUAUCAGGCGAGGCUGAAUGAUACGAAACGAGCGUUGGAACAGUUGGUCAAAAGACUGUUGAAGCCAACGGAAGUUAUGGCUUAUGAGGCGCAUGUACAGGAGUUAUUGGACGAGGCGGCCGUCGGUCCGUGGUGGCGCUGCGUGCUGCUGGUGCGCGAGUGGGCGGAGCGCGCGGCGCUGGCGCUGCGCACGCAGAAGGCCGUGUCGCUCGCCUCCGUGCUCGGCACCGUGGCCGUCGUGCUGGCGGCCGGGUACCUCAUGGCGUACAUGAUUCGCGUAGAAGAAGAGUCCGUGCAACAGCAGCGCAGCGAGCGGCGGCGGCAAAACGGCACCGCCAAGAAAAACAACAACGAACCGCAGUCGGAGUUGAGACUGCACGAGCUUAGGGCGGAGAAAUACAACGGACUCGUGCGACUGCUGAAACCUGGAUGCCGCACCAUAGUGCUCCUCGUGGACAUGCAGAGCCGAGUGCAGUUGCUGUCCAAGUUUCACAAGAUCGUGUGGCCGUACCGCAAAAACAAAACCCUCCUCUUCGCGUAUCUCCAAGUUGAAAGGAACAUCGACUGGUUCCGUCGCGUGUUACAACUAUCCCUUGGUGGGCAAGAGUUGCGAGUCAACGCUAGGAACUGCGUGGGCACAGUGCUGGCCCUUAACCCGCACCGCAACUACUUCUGCAUAUACCACGCCAAGCAUCCCGAGGGCGCCAAGCCGCACAAGAGGAUGUCCCGAAUGACGCGAUCGCUGGGCGCGUCAGCGGACCCCGAGGCGGGCGCGUUCAUCGGCUUCACUGAGCGCGACUCCAGCUCCGAUGAGGCGCCGCCGUCGCCAUUGUUGCAAGAAAACCUACUAGACGGGCUGGAGAACUGGCUGGACCGACUGUUCGAAGGCAGCACCCACCGCUACUACAUCAACUACUGGCCCGACAUGACCUCCAAGUGAAGUCCGUCUGAACGUAGCUCUGCAAGUACUGGACAUUCAAGGGAACAGCUAUGCUUGAACGCAGAUUUUCAA